CUGCCUUGGGCUUCCCAUGAAAAUUCCCAGACCAGUGGGGAGAUAGAAUGUCCACUUCCAGUUCCCUCCUUCCACCUUGGAAACUGUGGGUCCAGGGAAGUUCUCUGAAAACACUGAAGAGGCAUCAGAUCAUGCACUCCCAGAGAGCUCCACUUGCACUCCUUGAGGGCUCCACCCUCGAUAGAAAAGGAGAAAUGGCAGCUUCACUCGUCUCUAGGCUGUGGAAAGUCUCCAAUUCAACUCUGUUCCAAAUGAUGCUGGUCACUGUUUUGUUGGCUACUGUCCUUGGUGACUGUGGUCCUCCACCCAAAUUACCAUUUGCUUCUCCAAUAAAUCCGUUGUAUGAUACUGAAUUCAAAACUGGAACUACUCUGAAGUACACCUGCCACCCUGGGUAUGGUAAAAUCAAUUCAAGUCGACUGAUUUGUGAUGCCAAAGGCUCGUGGAACUAUAGCAUCUUUUGUGCAAAGAAACAAUGUAGAAAUCCAGAAUUAAUCAAUGGGAUAGUGGAAGUUAAAAAAGAUCUUCUCCUUGGUUCAACCAUAGAAUUCAGCUGCUCAGAGGGAUUUUUCUUAAUUGGCUCAACCACCAGUCAUUGUCAGAUCCAAGGUAAAGGAGUUGACUGGAGUGAUCCUCUCCCAGAAUGUGUAAUUGCCAAGUGCGAGCCCCCUCCAGACAUCAGGAACGGGAAGCACAGUGGUGGAGAUCAAGAAUUCUACACAUAUGCCUCCUCUGUCACCUACAGCUGCAAACCCUACUUCUCACUCAUAGGCAACGCCUCCAUCUCCUGCACCGUGGAGAAUAAAACAAUAGGUGUCUGGAGCCCAAACCCUCCUAUCUGUGAAAAAAUUGUCUGUCGUCGACCACAGAUUCCAAAGGCAAUCUUUGUUUCUGGAUUUGGACCCCUCUAUACUUACAAAGACUCUAUUGUGGUUAACUGUGAGGAAGGUUAUAUCCUCAGAGGCAGCAAUUUAAUCUAUUGUGAAGCGAAUAAUGAGUGGUAUCCUUCUGUUCCCUCUUGCGUAUCCAGAAUGAAUGGUUGCACCGACCUACCGGACAUUUCCUAUGCUUCCUGGGAGAGAAAUGACUACAACCUAAGUGAUCGCGAAAUAUUUGAAAUUGGAACUGAGUUGAAAUAUCUAUGCAAACCUGGCUAUAGACCUGUUUUAGAUGAGCCUCUGACUGUGACUUGUCAGGAAAAUUUGACAUGGACAUCUUCCAAUGAGUGUGAGAGGGUAUGUUGCCCAACACCAGAUCUGGAGAAUAUCAGAAUCAUAAAUGAAAGGAGGUAUUUCACUGGUAGAUGUGUCUAUGCCUAUGGAGACUAUGUUUCAUAUAUGUGUGAUGAAGGCUAUUACCCUGUUUCUGUUGAUGGGGAGAGUUCAUGCCACACAGAUGGCACAUGGAAGCCUAAAAUGCCAGCAUGUGAGCCAGUUUGCAGUUACCCUCCCAGUAUUGCCCAUGGACACUAUAAGAAAGUUAUUUUAAUAACUCCUUAUCCUGAGGCUACAUAUGAAUGUGAUGAAGGAUAUGUUUUGGCUGGAUUUGCUACAAUCUACUGCAAGUCUUUUCACUGGCAACAUGCACCUCCUCAAUGUAAAGCUCUGUGUCUGAAACCAGAAAUAGUGAAUGGAAGGCUGUCUGUGGAUAAGGAUCAGUAUGUUGAGCCUGAAAAUGUUACCAUUGAAUGUGAUUCUGGCUAUGGUGUGGUUGGUCUCAAAAGUAUCACUUGCUCAGAGAAGAGAACCUGGUACCCAGAAGUGCCCAGGUGUGAGUGGGAGGCACCUGAAGGUUGUGAGCAAGUCCUCACAGGCAGAAAACUCAUGCAGUGUCUCCCAAGCCCAGAGGAUGUGAAAGUGGCCCUGGAGGUGUAUAAGCUGUCUCUGGAGAUUAAACAACUUGAAAAAGAGAGAGACAAAUUGAUGAACACCCAUCAGAAAUUUUCUGAAAAAGAGGAAAUGAAGGACUUAUUUUUCCCUUCAAAUCAACGUACAGAAUCUUCAUUCAUCAACCCUACUCUUCCUUAAGCACCAUCACUCUAAUAAGUGUCUGGGCUAGGAGAACUUUCUCAUUACUGCUAGAGAAAAUGUGUAAUUAUUGGUAAUCUAGCCUUUUGUAGCUCAAAUGUCUACUUUCCUGGACUUGAAGUGCUGGUUAAUUAAAUAAUUAUUUACC
Messenger RNA from Pongo pygmaeus (Bornean orangutan), 2175 nucleotides. RefSeq names its product zona pellucida sperm-binding protein 3 receptor-like. Lineage: Eukaryota; Metazoa; Chordata; Mammalia; Primates; Hominidae. The coding region runs from base 48 to 2027 and encodes 659 amino acids. The transcript is spliced from 13 exons. The record is from RefSeq and is a predicted model, not a curated record.